AUGAAGCAAAAGGUGGUGAUUAGGGUGCCAAUGAAUGGCCAGAAGUCUCGUUCCAAGGCCAUGAAGAUCGUCGUUGGUGUCUCAGGGGUAGAGUCAGCAGCGUUACAGGGACAAGAAAAUAAUCAGAUAGCGGUGGUCGGAGAAAAUAUCGACCCGGUGGUGCUCGCCACGUUGCUGCGGAAGAACGUUGGCUCAGCGGACCUGGUUAGCGUUAGUGCGGUGGGUGGUGAAGAGAAGAAAGAGACCACCGAGAACAAGAAUGCGGCCACGGCGCAGCCUCCGGUUUGGUUCCAUUCCUACUAUCCUGCCGCUGUGCCCCAGUACCCAAUUUGUCACGCUGACCAACCUGCACCAUUUUGUGACUUCACAAGUUGGGUGUUGAUCAGAAGUGGUUGCAUAGAGAGUUCAUUUGUCGAUUCCCCGUCGACGAUGUCGAUGCCGGAGGCUGAGGCUCGGUACUACUGUUAUUUUUGGGAGUUCAUAGCUUGCUACUUAGUUCUACUUGGUGUUGUUGAAGUACGGUCUAAGCUACAACAUGGGCCACUACAUGGCCUAUACAUGGGCCACCCCUGA
Messenger RNA from Ilex paraguariensis (yerba mate), 573 nucleotides. NCBI's taxonomy places the organism in Eukaryota, Viridiplantae, Streptophyta, Magnoliopsida, Aquifoliales, Aquifoliaceae. The record is from the annotation of a GenBank genome assembly.